Molecule: messenger RNA, 4058 nt
Organism: Xyrauchen texanus (razorback sucker)
Lineage: Eukaryota; Metazoa; Chordata; Actinopteri; Cypriniformes; Catostomidae
Product: SH3 domain-binding protein 5-like
Exons: 9
Coding region: 278-1621 (447 amino acids)
Biological process (GO): negative regulation of protein tyrosine kinase activity; intracellular signal transduction
Cellular component (GO): cytoplasm
Molecular function (GO): protein kinase inhibitor activity
Source: RefSeq, a predicted model, not a curated record
GCUCAGUCUCAGGACUCGACCGGUUCACAUUCCCGUCUCCGCGGGGCUUUGUUGUGCUGUAUUCCUAGAACAUUUUUUGGGAUCUUCGGGAAAUGGAAAAUCGCGUUGUUCUCUUUUAAUCGCGGUUGUUUGUAUGUACUGAUGGACUGACUGACAGCGGUGUAUUGUGGACGGAGGGUCGGAUCAUCUGAGCCCGUUAUUCCCGGAGAGAGAGAGAGAGAGAGAGAGACGCUUUGUUCGGGCAAUAAUAAAAUCCCGAAAUACGUUUACUAUCAAAAUGACCGACACAGAAAAGGAAAACAAAUCUGAUGAAGACUCAGAGUCUCUCGAGGAAGAGGAGGUUGACCCCAGGAUUCAGGGGGAGCUUGAGAAACUGAAUCAGUCUACAGAUAACAUCAACAGAUGGGAGACAGAACUGGAGGACUCCCGGCAGAAGUUUCGCGCUGUCCUCACGGAGGCCACUGUCAAGCUGGACGAACAGGUGAAGAAGAUUGGGAAAGCCGUAGAAGACUCAAAACCGUACUGGGAGGCCAGACGUGAGGCCCGCCAGGCUCAGAUAGCGGCACAAAGAGCCACACAGGAGUACCAGAGGGCCAUUGAGAUCCUCAGAGCAGCGAAAGAAACCAUCGCGCUGGCUGAAGAACGUCUCCUGGAGGAGGACAGCAGACAGUUCGACUCGGCCUGGCAAGAGAUGCUCAACCAUGCCACCCAGAGGGUGAUGGAGGCGGAGCAAAGUAGAACACGAAGUGAAACCGAUCACAGGGAAACGGCGGCCAAAUACAAUGCCGCCAUUAGCCACAUGAGACAACUGGAGAAAAAGCUCAAACGCACUAUCAACAAGUCCAGGCCAUACUUUGAAUUGAAGGCAAAAUAUUAUCUACAGCUCGAGCAACUGAAGAGACGGGUGGACGAGCGGCAGGCUAAACUCACCCAGGCCAAAGCGGAGUACCGGACCGCCCUGCGGAACCUGGAGACCAUCUCAAAUGAGAUCCACGCACGCCGGCGACACUCUGCUAUGGGGCCCCGGGGCCGAGGGGUGGGGGCCGAAGAUGACGGAGCCGCCACGGAUGAUAUUACCAACUUCAAAAUGGAGUCCGAUGGCAUAUCUAUGAUAUCCGUGAACUUUGAAGAGGAGAACUGUACCGGCACGCCAGAGGACGACCCUGAGACACAGUCCACCUGCAGUAUGAGCUCCACCUCUGCUCCUCUGGACCUGUCCUGCACGUACCCCUCGUCUUCUGUCCCGUAUCCUCUCCUGUCAUCCUCCUGCACUUACCCUUCACCCUCCUCCUCUUCUCCGCUCUCUGCCGGCCCUGAUCUGUUGCAGCUGCCGGGCUCCGGGUCUCUGGAGGGGUUGGAGCAGGUGUCUCCUGUGCUCGGCCCUCGCAGUGAGUGCAGCGGGGCGUCGUCACCAGACUGUGAACAGGAAAGAGGUGAGAGGGCAGAUGGGGCAGAAGUUAAACCUGGCAGUACAAACAGUGUCAGCGUUCAGAAAAGCUCGCUCCUGGAGAAAAGUCUGUGCAGCUUAUCGCUCCAAACCGCAGACGACAACGAAACAGACACUCACCCUUUCACUGUGACCUCCAACACACCAGCAGUGCUGCUCUUAAACGGUGUUUAAUAUCUAGAACAUCCAGCUGUCCCAGCACAGGAGCCACGUCCUUUCAAAGGAACCAUUAUGAUUUAUGUGACCUUUUAUCAUCUCAGUGUUAUGGAGAUUGUCUCAUCUCAGACUGGUUUUAACCCAGAAAACUGUGAAACAGUGUUAUAAAUGUUAGGAAAACAUCAGCUAUGAAGUGAACUGGUUCGUCACUGAGUGGAUGUUUCUCACGUUCUUCCUAUCUGUGUGUCUCAUGUCUUAUAUUGCAUUAAGGUGGUGUCUCUACAAGGUCUGUAAUACCUGGAGAAAGAUAUGAUAUCUCAGUGCAUAUUGAAAUGUACAGUAUAGUUUGCUUGCAAACAAACAAAACAAAAAAAUGGUCCGAAUAAACAAAUGUGUUUCAGUUGCAGUCAAUGGAGGAAUGUGUGUUUUGGAAACAGAUAGUGUAGUUAAGGCAUCUACCAGUCUGCAUUGUGAUGAUGAUGAUGAUGUUCCUCAUCACAGAUGUUCUCAGCUUGGUCUCAUGUUAAUUACGUGACCGUAGCAAGAUCAUAUUGUGUUGUUCAUUACAGGUAUCGUGGCAGCUCUGAGGUGAAAUGUCCACUGUGUGGCGCUAAAAGAGAGUUAAAUUAUCCAGUUUUAAAUCAACAAAACCGACCUCCUUACCCUAAAGCUUAAACCAAAACCUGACCUAUAGUGUCAUUAAAAGCAAAUGUGAGAAGAAAAACCCAAAUCACUCCAUUUUCUGAUGCAUCUAUUGGCACUUUCCCACGGCACGUUACGGUUUGACUCGACUCAACUCUGCUCGCUUUACUUUUCUGAGCUUGCAUUUCCACUGCAGUUUAGUGUCCCUCAACGUGGGUGGGAUUAUAGGCUGAUCGUCAUAGUUACGCCGCCUCUACUGCCGUGACAUCAUCUUAAACAUGUCACAAACUGACCAAAACAAUAACACGAGCGCUAGCUGUUAGCUACUAGCUCAUUGUGCUGCAUAAAGCAGUUGUUGCAUGGGGAUUUUACACAAGUGUAACAGUUAAAUUGGUCUGGUUGUUUUAGAAGCUUCCAGUAGCUGCUCAACUAAAUAAAGUGAAGCUUUCAAGCAGAGUAUCGAGUUAACGUAACAAAACGUACCAUCCUCCAUCGUGGAUCCAGUCCAGGGCACUCUCCCUCCCAUUGCUCGCCGGUUUAGAUAGCGUCCAUUUGGUCGAACCACUUCCACUUUUCCUAGAUGGUUCUGUAGUUACGUACGUUUUUUAUCUUCUCCCUACACUGUUGGUCGGUCCGGUGGCAGCCGUGUGCGGCCAACAGCUGAGACACUUCCUGAGAGACUUUAUUGUUUCGCUCAUCGCUAACGAGUGGACCGUCUGCGCCUCGUUUAUUGACCAUGCCGUGGUUUUGGGCACAGCCAUUUCUUUUUCACAAUUCAAAAAUGGCGUGAACAAAUUAUACGGUUUAUAACUUCAAAACUAGCGGGUUGAUGUCACGUGAUGGAAAUCCAGUGACUCUGGUAGUGACGAUUCUCCCUGACCAAUCAGUGAUCUGCAGGAUUUUGACGUCACAUUUAGUAUCGGCUCGGCUCGCUUGGAACCUCGACUGAGGUGGUACUAAAAAAAGUAUCCGGUACCAGCUACUAUCCACAGUGGAAAACCCCAAAAAAGCGAGCAGAGUCGAGUCGUACCGUGCAGUGGAAAAGCCCCAUAUGACUCUUCCAACUAUGGCUCUUCUGGACUCGUACCCCAGUCAUUUACAUCGCAAGUGCAACGCUCCAGCAGUUGAGCUACCGUGCAAUUUGAUUGCACCUGAUGAAGCUUGUAAAUGUAGUUAGUUAUGUAAUGCAAGUGUUCAAAUGAGUCAUGCACUACAUUAAACGUGCUUAGAUAUCAUUGUGUGAGGAACAGGACGAAAAGUAAGCGUUUAUGAACUGAUAAUCUGCCGCUUAACUCGUGAUGUGUAUGAAAGUGAAUAAAAGUCAUUGUUGUUGUUGCGCCUCUAGUGUUCAUUUCACCAGGAAUCUGCUGCGAUAUGUAAAAUGAGCCACUUGGAAACCAUUUUACAACAAUGUAGGUGUAGUUACGCGAUUCUACAAGACUCCAUGUUGAUUUCACUCUUUGUUUUUGCACUCCACUGGUUAUAACGUUAAGAGGGACUUGCUAUAUAUUUAUACUCAAUGUUUGUCUCGUUAUCAUGAUGUCUUUUCACAACUCAAAAGUUCUUAUUUGUGUAAUAAACAGAUGCUCAUAGCAUGAAUCAUUUUCCACUGUUUUGAUUUCACAGUCAGACGUCUUUAUUCCAAAACAAAGAGCUGGAGCAUUAAUCUUGUGGUGUUGGGCACCAGUCAAGUCAAGUCCUUUUCCUUAAACAGUUGACAUAGUUUCUGGUGCAUAAAGAGUAAUUGCUCUUCUUAGAUAGCACUUUUGUAUCACAUAUGUAUGUGUCUAGUAUAUUUUACUGUAUUAUCUGU